Messenger RNA from Agrilus planipennis (emerald ash borer), 2207 nucleotides. Its product is annotated as protein I'm not dead yet-like. Lineage: Eukaryota; Metazoa; Arthropoda; Insecta; Coleoptera; Buprestidae. Gene Ontology annotation, cellular component: membrane. Gene Ontology annotation, molecular function: succinate transmembrane transporter activity; citrate transmembrane transporter activity. Bases 364 to 1821 code for a protein of 485 amino acids. The transcript has 5 exons. Gene Ontology annotation, biological process: citrate transport; monoatomic anion transmembrane transport. The record is from RefSeq and is a predicted model, not a curated record.
AUCAGCUAACCGUGAUUUAAACUGUACAUCGGACAGGCUUUGGCUGCUACUACAUAAUAUACACGUUAGUUAUUAAGUUUGUGUUCGAUCGCGUUACAAAACUUUAUGGUGCGAUAUGUGUAUAUAAAAUAAAUGAAAGAAGUUGCGAACGCCAAUUUGUGCAUUUUACGUCGGACAUUAGAACCUGACGGUUCCCGGAAAAAAAACUUUAUUUCAUUUAUUUUAAUAACAGUAUUUCACGUGAAGGGUCUUGGUACCUACUUGAUAUUUCAUUAAUUCGUCAGUGCGUUGUAGUGUGGGGCUAAACGAAACCAAUUCGGGCAGUAUUUUUUUUUGUGUGGAUGCUGCAUUUUAAUUGCCAGGAUGACCAUUGAAAAAAUGACAGAAGAGGUACAGACCGCCAUGGCCUCCAAGGUGGAACUUCUUGUCAAGGCCGUACGAAUGUACUGGCGGGCCAUUUUCGUGACAAUUUUCCCGUUCGUCAUCAUGCCAGUAUUCCUUUGCAAUAACACCCCUGCUAUGCGAUGUUUAUACGUUGUGCUCCUUAUGGCAGGGUUGUGGGUUACCGAGGCCCUACCCUUACCCGUAACUGCCCUUAUACCUAUGGUUCUGUUCCCUUUGAUGGGAGUACUGGAUUCCGACAAGACGUCCCUAUGUUAUCUCAAAGAGACGAACAUGAUGUUCGUCGGCGGUCUGAUAAUAGCAAUUGCAGUCGAAUAUUGUAAUCUACAUAGGAGAGUGGCGCUGUCGGUGAUUCUUUUGGUCGGCUGCAGUCCGAAAAAGUUGAACUUCGGCCUGUGCAUGGUGACCAUGUUCGUCUCUAUGUGGAUAUCUAACACGGCUGCUACGGCUAUGAUGUGUCCCAUUGUGGAAGCAGCUCUGAAGGAGCUGGAAUCUCAGGGAAUCGGCGAUAUGUACGAGAGACCGACGAAAAAGGAGGACGAUUUGGGCGAAGCUGGUGAAGCAUUGAACAAGGUCGCAGAAAACGGCAAAGGUGCGGUCAAACCAGAAGAACCGUUGAGACCCAGCAGAACGACAAUCUGUUACUUUCUGACAGCCGCUUAUGCAUCCAGUAUAGGAGGAAUGGGAACCGUAGUGGGAAGUGGGACCAACUUGACAUUUAAAGGUAUUUAUGAAACACUGUUUCCCGACAGUCCCGGAAUCGAAUUCACUUCCUGGUUGUUUUUCAAUGCUCCCGUAAUGCUAAUUACUAUGCUUCUGACAUGGUUGUGGCUACAAAUCCUUUUUAUGGGCUUGUUCCGUCCUAAUUCUGAAGACGCCAAAAGAACCAAAUUGGGCAAGGAAGGAGAAAGGGUGGCCCGAAAACUUAUCAAACAGAAAAUCGACGAAUUGGGUCCUAUAUCGUUUCACGAAGCUGCUGUGGGUACCAUUUUCGUGGCUGCCGUUCUCUUAUGGUUCUUCAGGAAGCCACAAUUUAUUCCAGGAUGGGCAGAAAUGAUAACUGACUUGAAGGUACCUACUUAUUCAAUACGUAUAUUUUUUUAUAUACUAAUAGUUGNUAAUGUGGCUGUGGCCAACGUUAUUUUACCCGUUUUGGCCGAAAUGUCGAAGAAUGCCAAGUGGCAUCCGCUUUAUUUAAUGAUGCCGGCAGCUCUAAGUUGUAGUCAUGCCUUCUGUUUACCUGUGGGCACUCCCCCAAAUGCAAUCGCUGCUGCUCCUUGUAAUAUGCCCACUAAAGAAAUGGUUAAAGCUGGUAUUGGGGUGUCUAUUAUUGCACUUGUUGUACUUUUUAUUAUGUUCCCCACCCUGGGAGCUGUUAUUUAUUCUCUUAACGAAUUCCCCGAAUGGGCAAUGAAUUAAUAAUCAGGUUCUUGUACCUGGCAAAGUAAAUUUGGUGCUCAAAAGAAUGAACCGACGAAGAAUUAAUAGUAUUAGAUUUAAUCGAUGGUUGAAUAGUUUUGUUAACAAUUUAUUUUUGGAUACAUAACAUGUAAUAACGUUGGCACUCAAUACUUGUUCAUUUUUUAAAUUGUUAGAAGAAGCCUUAGUUUAAUUGUACCCUAAUGGAAUUUUAGUCAACGGACAAAGUAUCGCCAAGACAAUACUGCAUGUCAAACACUGCUAUAAUAGUACAGGAUAUUGCUUUUACUACUUCAGGAACUCAAUUUGUAAAUAUUUAUUUUUUUAAUGGGAUAUUUCUAAUCUGACUAUGGAAGACUGAAUAAAAUAAUUUUAAUAACACUCGA